UUCCUGCGAAUAUUGCUAUAAUAUAGUCAAUAUUUAAUAACGAAAGCUUCAAUUUAAAGGAGCAAGACUUCUCGUUGUUAACUCUUAAUUUAUUAAAACGUGUAAAAGAUGACUUCACCGUUUACUUGUAUUACAUGCCGUGUGGCAUUUCGAGAUCUGGAAAUACAAAGACAACAUUAUAAAUCAGAUUGGCACAGAUAUAAUUUAAAGAGAAAAGUGGCAGAUCUACCUCCAGUUCCUGUGGAAGAAUUUCAAAGAAGGGUAAUAGCACAAAGGAACAAAGAUGACAAAGAAAAGGAAGAAGAAACAAUGAGUUGUAAGGUAUGCAGAAAAAAUUUUAACACAAGAAAUCAAUAUGAAAACCACUUAUCAUCAAAGAAACACAAAGAAAAAUGUGCAAAACAAAACACUUUUGAAAUGUCCAGUGAUAAUGCUGAUUCUACGCUUAAUUCUGUAAGUAAGAAAGAUAUGAACGAAGAAAAUUCUAAUAGACAGUCAACAGAGGACAUGGAGGUAGAUUCUGAUGUUGAGUCUGUAGACUCUGAUGUGUGGAUGCAAGACACUGAAAAUCCAGUCACAAAUAACAACUGUUUAUUUUGUAAUCAUCACAGUAAGACUAUGGUACGCAAUUUAAAACAUAUGACAAUUGCACACUCAUUCUUCAUACCAGAUCCUGAAUAUUGUGUAGACAUCAAAGGCUUACUUACAUAUCUUGGAGAAAAGAUUUUUGCUGGAUACAUGUGCAUAUGGUGUAACAAUUCUGGAAGAUAUUUUCAAAGUGCUGAUGCUGUUAAGGCACACAUGAUUGACAAAGGUCAUUGUAAAAUGUUGUAUGAAGCAUAUGCACUUAUGGAAUAUGCACAGUUUUAUGAUUAUUCAUCAAGUUAUCCUGAUGCAGAAUCUAGUGAUCCAGAUGUAGAAGUUGAAGCAUUAGAAUUAGAUGAUAGUGAUUAUCAGCUAGUUUUACCAUCAGGGAAUGUUAUUGGUCAUAGAUGUUUGAUGAGAUACUAUAAACAAAACUUGAAUCCAAAUAGAGCACUUGCAGUAUCAAAGAGUACAAAAUUACACAAAGUGUUGUCGCAGUACAGAGCUCUUGGAUGGACGGAAACGCAAAAAGAAGCUGUUGUUAAGAAAGUCAGGGAUAUCAAGUAUAUGCAGAGAGUACAGGCAAAAUAUUCUACACAAUUGCAGUUUAAGGCAAACAAGUUUCAGAAACAUUUUAGACCUCAGGUGAACUAUUGA
Habropoda laboriosa is the source of this 1242-nucleotide messenger RNA. RefSeq names its product zinc finger protein 622. Gene Ontology annotation, molecular function: zinc ion binding; nucleic acid binding. The transcript is spliced from 2 exons. Bases 109 to 1242 code for a protein of 377 amino acids. Gene Ontology annotation, biological process: ribosomal large subunit biogenesis. Gene Ontology annotation, cellular component: preribosome, large subunit precursor. NCBI's taxonomy places the organism in Eukaryota, Metazoa, Arthropoda, Insecta, Hymenoptera, Apidae. The record is from RefSeq and is a predicted model, not a curated record.